CGACGCUCCGAGGUAACGGCUUCACCUUUAAGGCGGCGCGGGGUUUGCUGGGAAGGCCGGCGGGAUGGAGCCAGCGGGACCUGCACACCGCUGCGGGUCCGGGUGAAGCCGGGCGGGAGCCAGAGCCGGAGCCAGAGUGGGAGCCGGGCCUGAGCUGGAGGCGCAGGCCCGGCGCCCGCCUGCCCGCCCCUGGCCUUCACAGACGGCUCAACCAUGGCCACCAUGGUGCUUCCGAGAGAGGAGAAGCUGAGCCAGGAUGAGAUCGUACUAGGCACCAAAGCCGUCAUCCAGGGACUAGAGACCCUGCGCGGAGAGCAUCGUGCCCUACUGGCUCCCCUGGCUUCUCCUGAGGCCGGCGAGGCGGAGCCUGGCUCACAGGAGCGCUCCCUCCUCCUGCGUCGCUCCCUGGAAGCUAUCGAGCUGGGACUGGGGGAAGCCCAGGUGAUCCUAGCACUGUCAAGCCACCUGGGGGCUGUGGAAUCAGAGAAGCAGAAGCUGCGGGCUCAGGUACGGCGCCUGGUGCAGGAGAACCAGUGGUUGCGUGAGGAGCUAGCGGGAACACAGCAGAAGCUACAACGCAGUGAGCAGGCAGUGGCCCAGCUGGAGGAGGAGAAGCAGCACCUACUGUUUAUGAGCCAGAUCCGCAAGCUGGACGAGGAUGCCUCCCCCAAUGAGGAAAAGGGUGAUGUCCCCAAAGAUUCUCUGGAUGACCUAUUCCCUAAUGAGGAUGAGCAGAGCCCAGCCCCCAGUCCUGGAGGAGGGGAUGUGGCUGCCCAGCACGGGGGCUAUGAAAUCCCAGCACGGCUCCGCACCCUGCACAACCUGGUGAUCCAGUAUGCCUCGCAGGGCCGCUAUGAGGUGGCAGUGCCUCUCUGCAAGCAGGCACUGGAGGACCUGGAGAAGACAUCAGGCCAUGACCACCCUGAUGUGGCCACUAUGCUGAACAUCCUGGCAUUGGUCUACCGGGAUCAGAACAAGUACAAGGAAGCUGCUCACCUGCUUAAUGAUGCCCUGGCAAUCCGGGAGAAGACACUGGGCAAGGACCACCCAGCUGUGGCUGCAACACUAAACAACCUGGCAGUUCUGUACGGCAAGCGGGGCAAGUAUAAGGAGGCCGAGCCAUUGUGCAAGCGGGCGCUGGAGAUCCGGGAGAAGGUCCUGGGCAAGUUUCACCCAGAUGUGGCCAAGCAGCUCAGCAAUCUGGCCUUGCUCUGCCAGAACCAGGGCAAAGCUGAGGAGGUGGAAUACUACUACCGGCGGGCACUGGAGAUCUAUGCCACACGCCUUGGGCCUGAUGACCCCAAUGUGGCCAAGACCAAGAACAACCUGGCUUCCUGUUACCUGAAACAGGGCAAGUACCAGGAUGCAGAGACCUUGUACAAGGAGAUCCUCACCCGCGCUCAUGAGAAAGAGUUUGGCUCUGUCAAUGGGGACAACAAGCCCAUCUGGAUGCAUGCAGAGGAACGGGAGGAGAGCAAGGAUAAACGCCGGGACAGCGCCCCCUAUGGGGAAUAUGGCAGCUGGUACAAGGCCUGUAAGGUUGACAGUCCCACAGUCAAUACCACCCUGCGCAGCUUGGGAGCCCUGUACCGUCGCCAAGGCAAGCUGGAAGCUGCACACACGCUGGAGGACUGUGCCAGUCGCAGCCGCAAGCAGGGCCUGGACCCUGCCAGCCAGACCAAGGUGGUAGAACUGUUGAAAGAUGGCAGCGGUGGGCGGGGAGACCGCCGCAGCAGCCGAGAUGUGGCCAGCAGUGCUGGGCCUCGGUCUGAGUCUGACCUGGAAGAGUCAGGGCCUGCAGCUGAGUGGAGCGGGGAUGGCAGCGGCUCAUUGCGGCGCAGCGGCUCUUUUGGGAAGCUCCGGGAUGCUCUGAGACGCAGCAGUGAAAUGCUGGUGAAGAAGCUGCAGGGAGGCGGUCCACAGGAGCCCCCUAACUCCAGGAUGAAGCGGGCCAGUUCCCUCAACUUCCUCAACAAAAGUGUGGAAGAGCCAGUCCAGCCUGGAGGCACUGGUCUCUCUGACAGCCGCACCCUCAGCUCCAGCUCCAUGGACCUCUCCCGACGAAGCUCCCUGGUGGGUUAACCCUGAAGGGACAGCCAGUCACCAGAGCCUCUACCAGGCAAACUACUCCUACCCCCUUCAACCGGUCCCCCAGCCCUGCGCAUGGGCCUGCUGCUUGUCCUGCCUUCUCUCCCAAGGACCCCUGUCUUUUCUGUUCAAUCUCAGGGUAACCUCAUCCCUUGUCAUCUAGGCCCUGGAGGCCGAGCCAGCCCUCUCCAGCUCUACCUGUUAUUUAUUCCUUCCAGCAGGACCCCCACACACACUCCCUUCCCUAGGUUCCAGGGCCAAUGGGAGGGCCUGGCUGGGGUCUCCAAGAUUAGAGACUACUGCAACCUGCUUUCCCCAGAGCCAAGAACACUUAAGCACCUGCUGUCCCUCCACACCCCUGCUUCCCUCCCGGCCGUUGCUUCUGUAUAUAGAGAAAUAAGUUAUUGGCCGCGCCCCUUCCCUCAGUCCACGGUACUCCCCGGGCCUCCAUUCUCCAGUGGUACCGCCCAGGCCUUAAUCACCCCCAUUCCGCGCGGUGGUAUCUCCCUGGCUCCACGUUCUCAGAGCGGCGCCUACCCAAAGGGUUUCCUUGACCUCCUCAUGUUCCUGGCCUUGGAGGAACGCGCCCCACCUCGCCUUGCCCCAUGCCUCUGGACUGAGGACUCUCGCCCAUGCGGGUCUCCGCACCACCGGGCCCUGCGGAGCGUCCUGGCCUUAUGCACUGCCCCUCCCAUCCGGCCCCGCCCGCACACGGCGGGGUGCCGCGCGUUGAGCCAUCUGCCACGCCUCAAGCCCGCAGCUUCUCGCGAGGGCCAGUGACAGCCCCCGCCCCCACCCCGUGACAGGAGGGACUGCCCCAGGUGUGGGGGUGAGGCGGUCGCCCUCUAUUUUCAGAUGUUGCUGUUAGAAAUAAAGACGGUUUGAAUCUGAGCCAAGC
Castor canadensis (American beaver) is the source of this 2986-nucleotide messenger RNA. It is a transcript of the gene Klc2, whose product is annotated as kinesin light chain 2. Gene Ontology annotation, molecular function: kinesin binding. Gene Ontology annotation, biological process: microtubule-based movement. Lineage: Eukaryota; Metazoa; Chordata; Mammalia; Rodentia; Castoridae. Gene Ontology annotation, cellular component: kinesin complex; cytoplasm. The record is from RefSeq and is a predicted model, not a curated record.